GUCCCUAUCAAUCGAUCAGAGAGAGGAAGAUGGCGCUGGAUGGAGUGAGCGGGGUAUGAUCGAUCACCGAAAAACUCGAUUGGGUUUGUUUAUCUUAAGAAAGUGAAAGACUCCCCAGCAGCGACUGUUCCAGCUGUUUACAUCCGGACUUCAGAAGAUACGACACGGAGGGAGAUCCACAGAGCCUGCACCCCACCAUCCUCGGACGAUCAGGAGGAUGGAGUUCCCUGGCACAGUGGGAAGGUCCUGGAGCAGCUGAACCGCCAGCGCAAGCAGGGCCUACUGUGUGACUGCACCUUCGUUGUGGACGGGGUCGACUUCAAGGCCCACAAAGCUGUGCUGGCGGCCUGCAGCGUCUACUUCCGCACCCUCUUCCUGGACCAGAAAGAUGUGGUGCAUCUGGACAUCAGCAAUGCAGCAGGUUUGGGACAGGUCCUGGAGUUUAUGUACACGGCUAAGCUGAGUUUAAGUCCACAGAAUGUAGAAGACGUGCGGACUGUUGCCAGCUUUCUACAGAUGCAGGAAAUCGUCAAUGCCUGUUCAGCGUAUCAGUCGAUGGCUACUCAAACUCCGUCCCUCAUAACACUGGAUUUCUCUGUUGAUGAAAAAGCAGACGAAGAAGAGCAUGGAGAGGAGCUUGACAGCGACUUGGCAGAAGUAGCUUUACAAGCAGAGGAGGAGAGUCCUAUUGACGCCCCCUCAGAAGAUACUGAAGCCUCACAGAUUCAAGAAAACCUGAACAAAGACAUCUCCACCGAAACAAAACACACUGCUUCUCAGAGCAGCCCCAACAGACCCCAGUCAGGCCGAGGCCGACCGUCCAAAAGUGCUUCAGUGUCUGCUCAGAAGAAGAUCUGUGUAAAGAAGGAGGAGGAGAGCGCUGCACAGGAGGCCUCAGGCUGUCAGGACGACCCCUCAGACUCCGACUACACACCAGCACCGAAGUCGAUAUCUGCUGGCAGCUCGUCCUACAUGAGCUCUCGUGGGAGAAGAAUCAGAAAACCCCCGCGACGGAACUUCCCACCUGACAAUGACUCCGAAGACGAAGGCCCAGCAAAGAAAAGAAACGCGAGGAAGACAGCAGAGCCGGCAGAGACGGCUGAAGAACAGGAGGACGACCCUGUGGAGGAUGGUGAUGGGGAGGCUGACGAUGAAGAGGGAAUGGAAGAGGAAGAUGGAGAGGCCAGCCAGCAGGAGGAGGAGGAGGAGGAGAGGGGAGUCGAUUCUAGCAGCGAGGGAGAGAGCAGACAAACUCACUCAGCGUCUAUGAGCAGCCGGUCCGAGUCGAAGCCUUACAGCUCUGUGACGCACAAGUGUGAGGAUUGUGGGAAGAAAUUCACCCACACUGGCAACUUCAAAAGACACAUGCGCAUCCACACAGGGGAGAAGCCGUUCAGCUGUCGGGACUGCAACAAAGCGUUCUCCGACCCUGCAGCUUGUAAAGCUCACGAGAAAACACACAGCCCUCUGAAGCCGUACUGCUGCUCCACGUGUGGAAAGAGCUACCGUCAGAUCAGCUUGCUCAACCUGCAUCGUAAACGGCACACGGGCGAGGCACGCUACAGCUGCGAAAUGUGCGGCAAGUUGUUCACCACGAGCGGCAACCUGAAGCGCCACCAGCUGGUGCACAGCGGUGAGAAGCCGUACCAGUGCGACUUCUGCGACAAAGCCUUCUCUGACCCCACGGCAAAGAUGAGACACCUGGAGAUACACGACACGGAGAAGGGCAACAAAUGUCCCCACUGUGACAAACGAUUCAACCAGCUGGGAAACCUGAGGGCUCAUUUAAAGAUCCACAUCACAGACGGGCCUCUCAAGUGCAAGGAGUGUGGCAAGCAGUUUACCACCUCAGGGAACCUGAAGAGACACCUGCGUGUUCACAGCGGGGAGAAGCCGUACAUCUGUAUGCACUGUAAGAGAGCUUUCAGUGACCCUGGAGCUCUGCAGCGACACGAGCGCAUCCACACAGGAGAGAAGCCAUGCGUCUGUCCAAUCUGUGGCAAAGCCUUCACCCAGGCCAGCUCGCUCAUCGCUCACGUACGGCAACACACGGGGGAGAAGCCCUACGUGUGUGAUCGCUGCGGAAAAAGGUUUGUGCAGUCCAGUCAACUCGCCAAUCACAUUCGCCAUCACGACAAUGUCAGGCCGCACAAGUGUCAAAUGUGCAACAAGGCUUUUGUUAAUGUCGGCGACCUUUCGAAGCACAUCAUCAUUCACACAGGUGAGAAACCGUUUCUGUGCGAUAAAUGCGGCAGAGGGUUCAACCGUGUGGACAACCUGCGCUCCCACGUCAAGACGGUCCACCACGGCAAGGCCGGCAUGAAGCGGCUAGUGCUCGCAGAGGGCAGUGGAGACGAGGGGGCGGAUGGGUGUGCUGGUGCAUCAACCUCUGACAGUGAGAUCAACAUAGUUACUGUUACUACAGAGGACAUCGUCACCCUGGCGACAGAAGCCCUGGCAGCAAGUGCUGUUGCUCAGCUGACAGUCGUACCAGUGGCUGCUUCAGUGUCCGUAGAUGAGACUGAGGCUCUGAAAGCUGAAAUCACUAAAGCUGUGGAGAAAGUGCAAGAAGCAGACCCAAACACCCAGAUCUUGUACGCUUGUGAUUCCUGUGGUGAUAAAUUCUUGGACGCCAGCUCCCUCGCCCAGCACGUACGCAUCCACACAGCCCAGGCCUUGGUCAUGUUUCAGGCAGACUCCGACUUCUACCAGUACACCACAGCCAACUCUGCAGAGGGGGAUUCUGCCACCACAUGGCAACCCACAGCUGAACAGGUUAUCCAGGAAGGAGAACUGAUCCUCCAUGCCCAGAAUGGAGAGGGAGAAGGGGAGGGAGAAGGGGGGGGAAGGGGAGGGGAGGGGGGGGAGGUGGAAGUGGAGGUGGAGGAGGAUCAGAAGAAGAAGGAUUCAUGAGGAGGAUAGAGAGGUGGAAACCCACACUGAAGACAGAAAAAAGAUCAAUCGAGAGGACGAGGAGAUGUCAGAGUUAAGAAUAGUGCGACAGAUUUGUAAAAGGUGUAUGAAAUAUAACAUGCAACAAAAAUCUUUACAUGAGGUAAGUACAGUCAACCAGUGACUUGAGUUGAAGUGAUGUGGAAAAGAAAUCUAAACUGGAUUCAUUACUUACAACCUUUUGGAACCGCCUAACUGAAGUUACAAACCAUGUUUUGUUGUCCUUUAAAUAUGAAAUGAGAUCGAAUGACGAGGUAACAUCCAGACAUGGUUGUAAUACUUUGUAUAGUUUGUUUAUUUUUAGACCUAAAUGCAGGAAUAAUGCAUUGUCUUUUGUAUAAAAUAUUUAGGCUGCGAUUCUAUCCUUGUCAACCUCUAACUUGAAGAAAGAACGUGUUAUUUUUCCACGUCACCCAGAUGAGAUAUGUAUUUAUUUCUUUAAACAGUCAAUAUUGAGAUAGUUUAUUGUACUACUUUGAUGUAUUUUCAUGAAGAGCUUAUUAUACAGAGAUAUCUACUUGAAUGUUUGGAGGAAUGAAUGAAUAGGGGGGUAAAUAACAUUUCCUCUUUUUUAUUCCCAGAGUGAGACGUCAUGUAUAUUAGUGCACCAGCAAACAUUAUAAAUGCUGUGCAUGUGUAAUAUUUGUAUAUUUAUGUUUUCCCUUAAAAAGUCUUAACACCUCUGAUGCAAGAUAAAACAUGUGGUGGGAAUCUAGUCAACAAGUCUCAGCUCUUUCUGUUUCUGUCUUGAAGUAGCUUUGGCAUGAGGGCCGUUUCCUGUCACUAAUGGUUUCACAAGAUUCUAUUUUCUGUUUAGAAAACUACCUGCAACACGUCCUGUUGACUAGCCGUAACAUUUCUUUCCUCACCUGGUAAAUAAAGAAUCUCCACACAGGGUGA
Molecule: messenger RNA, 3852 nt
Organism: Labrus bergylta (ballan wrasse)
Lineage: Eukaryota; Metazoa; Chordata; Actinopteri; Labriformes; Labridae
Gene: zbtb17
Product: zinc finger and BTB domain containing 17
Biological process (GO): regulation of transcription by RNA polymerase II
Cellular component (GO): nucleus
Molecular function (GO): protein binding; DNA-binding transcription factor activity, RNA polymerase II-specific
Source: RefSeq, a predicted model, not a curated record